AUGAAAGAAGCAAAUGGUCAUCCAGAAGUCAUCUUCUUUGGCUGUGGUGAAGCAGAAAAGAAACUCAUCAACCUGCCCUUGUGGUACUGGGUUCAGUUGGAAGAAGCACAUGAUCAUUUAGAGAGAAUAGAGUUGUCUAGAAAAGAAGAUCAGGAAAAGAGAGGGGUUCGGUUUUGCAAUCAAUGUGAUCAUUUUGAUGGAGCCACUUGUAUUGGGGGCAUGAAAUCCUGCUGGAAGUUUAAUUUGUAUUCGACAAACAAGAGUUGUGCCACAAAUCACUAUUAUUAUAAUGACCGCUACUCAGGUGUGUACCUAUUUCGUUAUACAACACUGACUUGCAAGCCUUGUGAAGCAGGAAUGUUCCAGGUGUUCCAUGACCUCUUGAGAGAAACCACUUGCUGCAGCCGGGGAAACAGGUGUAAUGAUGGCAAAGAUAAUCAUGACCUUUCCAAACUAGUCAAGCCAGCGGAACAAGACUAUGAAGCAGCAGAAGAAACUUAAGAUUUUCAGAUUGUAUCUCAUUGUAGUCUUGCUCUUUCCUUACCCAAAUGCGAAAUUACCAUCUUAGAUUUUGUAGUCUAAGGCUUAGACUCUAUUUCCAUCUCUAUUCCAGUAGAUCUGUCUACAGAAACUCAGUCUUUCUAGUGUGUGUGCACCCAAUAGGAAAAGGUAAGUCAUAGGUCACAGAAACCCAGUUGUGCCUCUCAGCUGGAUUCUCUAGUCUUUCCUAUGUGGUGCCUUUUGACAAACCUAUCCUUAAUUUCUAAAGCCUAACCUGGGCUACAAUCAAAAUUCUGAAGUCUAUUGCAGUGGGAGUAAAGUUAUUUUCUGAUACAGUUUCUAAGGGAACAUGAAGGGGAACUCAGACUGCAUAGAAAUGUGAGGUCAAGAAACCACCAGAUAUGAGGAGAAAUAUUUGGGAGGUAAAUGGAAGAGUUAUGUGGCAGGGGUUCUAGGAGGAGUUUGGGAAAGUCAGAGUGAAAUUAGGAUGUAUUCUCUAAUUUGUGGGAAAGGAAGUAAGGCUCCAAGUACUUGACAUGAGAGUGAUACAGCUUGUGAACAUUUUUGGAAAAUUGCUGACCACUGCUAUUGCUAAUGACACUAUUCAAGGCCAUUGUGUUUUCAGUCAUCCUUCUUUACUGUCAUGGCCAAAGCUAAGUGUAUCAGGACAGCACUUGGCUGGACAUCGGCUAAUUACUCUACCGUUUGAUGUGAUAGCUACACAAUCUUUUGCCCAUUGGUAAAAGAUGAUUUUUUUCAUCUACUGAUAAAAUUUGCAACAAAAAAUGUUGAGUGAUAACAGCUUCAGAUCUUUACUUGUGAUUGUUUUUAAACAAAUGUAACAAUCCAUGAAGUGACAAAAGUUAAUUAUGGAUGAUCAUUCAUUCACUUUAGAUUUACAUUUUGCUGUAUUAAUCCUUCCUUUUAUUAGAAUCUGUAGACACUGUUAUAUUUGUCUACACACA
Ochotona curzoniae (black-lipped pika) is the source of this 1466-nucleotide messenger RNA. Its product is annotated as prostate and testis expressed protein 13-like. The transcript has 3 exons. NCBI's taxonomy places the organism in Eukaryota, Metazoa, Chordata, Mammalia, Lagomorpha, Ochotonidae. The coding region runs from base 1 to 501 and encodes 166 amino acids. The record is from RefSeq and is a predicted model, not a curated record.